Messenger RNA from Mycena citricolor, 2574 nucleotides. The record is from the annotation of a GenBank genome assembly. Lineage: Eukaryota; Fungi; Basidiomycota; Agaricomycetes; Agaricales; Mycenaceae.
CGCCAAUCGACAGUACCGAAAGGAGGGAUAUGUAUACGAGAGGACCGAAGGACUAGCGGAACGAGCCAGCCGAGUUCAAGCAAUCUCUUCGCCUACGCCCAUCUAGGAUACUGUUCGAUUGAAAAUGGGGUCCCAUGCUGCGGCCAUCUUUUACAAGAGCCUCAAGGAGCCAGAAUGGAUGCCAGAGUGCUAGGGCUGCUUCAUAGAUGUUCAGAAUACGCUCUGCCCUCCAGUAGAGGCAUUUUGAAGCAGGACUGAAAGCAAGUCAAAGAAAAAGACGUCGGCCGAAGGCGCCGAUACACUUUGCACCUUACUCCACACCACCAUGACCGCUACGAUGGCUUUGCGAACAUUACGUUUUUCGUCUGCCCGACGAAAGUUGGCGUGACUCCUGGGUAUCGACAUCCUACAGAUGAGGUUACAGUGACGCCGGAGGAUGAAAGAGGGCCUGUGAGAGUUCCACUCUCACCUAGCCAAUGUGCAAAUUCUCUAGGGACUACCGUCUGCGAACCCUGUCCCCUCUGCUCCGGCGUAUCCCGAUCACAAACGCGGAUCCACGCCUCAAUUGUCCCGCGGAUGCUCCUAUCCUUAGACCCGCAUCCUGUCUCUCUCCGUCAUGCUCUCCGUCUCCUUGUCAUCGUCUACCUCCCUUGCUUCUGGACUUGUGUCGCUAUCAACACCAGCCUCUUCGGCUCAGCUGAAUCAGUUAUCUCCAAGUCCAGGGACUUUCUGCGCUGUCUCGGAUGCAGGUCAUACGCCGUUGGCGUCGGGUGUCGAUCUGCGGUUUCCCCUCACGACAUCCGCUUCCUUGGAAGAAGUCCUCUCCCUCUUGGCCCAUCGGACGGACAUUGGUAGUGCUGAUGUUGGAGACGAGGGGAGAGACUCUAUCGGUUCCCAGAACGGAGAUCGCCUCGGGCUAGGUCUGGGCCUGCCCAUACGCUCGGAAACGACGUCGCUGUGGACCACCAUCUCCGACUUCCUACAUCUGUCUUACAGCGUUCUCUUCGAGUUUGAAGAUCCGCCAUACUUCGGGCCGGAUGGGGUGGAACCUAUUCCACCUGCGCUUAAGGGACAGGCCGAUUCGCUUCCAUAUGUUAUCACGGUCCUCGGGCCUUCUCCAGAGAUUCUCGACGGGGAGUUGCAUCUGACGAGACGGGCACACGAGCUUGGCCUCCCGCCCAUCUUGGACUCUCGCGCUGAAACCCGUUCCCUUCCGAUACCGCCUCUCAUGCGUCGUUUAAUUCUCUGCCUCCCGGAGUUCCUACGUGGCACGCAGCGCCCCCACGUCCAGUUCGCGCAGCUGCCGGCGCCUCCUGGCCGCUCGCCGGCCCUCCGCCGAUCAUUCUUCCAGUGCUCAGACCACCGCGCGGACGAGCAUCUGCGCCGCUUCAAUCGCGGCGGGGACGUCACGCGCUGGGACCGGCGCCGCCGCGAAUCCAUCGCGCACGAGCGCAGCAUCUCGCACGAUCUCGUCCGGCUCGCCCCGACGUGGGCGCAGAUCGAGGAGUUGUGUCAGAUCGAGGAUGAGAGGAGGAUGAGGUUGCGGCCGCGGUUCACGUAUGCGGGGAUGCCGGUGGAGGUCGUGCGCAGGAGCUGGUUUGCGGACGUUCCGCCGGAGGUUAGGCGGCGGAGAAGAGUUGAGGUCUUGCAGAGGGAAGAGCGAAUGGCAGUGAAGGAGAGGAGUCAUCGUGUGCGGCUGGCGGCAUAUGAGGAGAGCUUGGAAAUUGGGACUGGGAUCUUCGAAUGUGAUGAAUGAUUCGCCCUUGGUUUUUUCGUGUGAUGGAUCUUCUUAAGAGGCUGAGAGGGACACUGGGCGAUGUGCUCAGAAUCUGACAGUCGUUCUUCAUCGGCUCUGCUGGUCGGUGGGAACUGUGUCGGGGAUAUAAUGUAGGGCAUAAUGCUCACUUUGCCCCUCCACCUUGGGUUUGUGAGCUGUUCAGGGCCCAAGUCCCCAUGCGUCCAUGAAGAUUCGUUCACGAUUCAUCGUUCUCUACUCUCGGAAGAUCUUGCCUGGACUGCAGAUGCCCACUCCAUCUUCUGAUAUUCACUGAUCAUCCGACAGACUGGCCAGCUCUACCCACAUGCAAGCCAAGUCCUGGUUUUCUUCACUGAACUUCUGCUGUCCGGGCUCUUCUCAUCAAGUCACUGUGUUCGUCGAACAAGGUUUCGCUCGCCGUGGACUGGAGAUCGAUCGUUCUUAGAUGCGGCAUGUGCAGCCCCAAGUUGGGUUGCGGGGAGCCGUACAGCUGUCGCAGGGAACUGCUCUUUCCCCAUCCAACGCGCCGACACAGAAGAUGUGGAUAUCGAGCAGAAGUGAUGAUUCAGAAGCCGCCAGCCUGGGAGUCCUCACUCCUUUGCCGGAGUGGACAGAUUUGCAUCGACAGAUCGAUUCAUGUCCCCCGCGCACAGUGCGCCUGGCAGGAGAAUAAGAUAUGCUGUCAAGCGGGAGAGAGAUACGUGCUGUCUGUCGGGCGCGUUGUUCCCUGCGAACAGUGGUGGAGCCCAACGCGCCAAGUGACUCGCAUGCUCGUCAUGCGUCCAAAGACGCCACACCAUGAGACGCCUCGUCGUGCU